AUGAACAUCCACACUAAACCCACCUACCAAGACCUCACUGCCAGCCUCCACAUAGCCUGCAUGCUAGGCGACGAAUCUCGUGUCAAGCACCUCCUCUCCAUCGGCGCCCACCGCAAUGCCGAAAACGACAGCGGCACAUCCGCCCUCGGACUUGCAGACUUCCUGCACCGCGUUGAAAUCGUUAAAAUACUCCUCCACGACAUCAACAUCAAAGAAGCAGGCGGGUAUGAGCUUCUCAAGGCUAUCCGCAUGGACCGCGCGACGGUUGUGCGGGCUCUGCUGGAAAUGGGGGUGAAGGAGGAACUUGUUGAAGAUGAUGGGUUCUUUCGGAGUGCGCUUGUGCUGGCGUGCUGUGUUAGUGAUACCAGGGUUUUGGGGGCGUUGGUAAAGUAUGGGCCUGGGGUUGAGGUGUCCGCUAUCAAGGAUGUUUUGAUUCAGUGUGCUGUUGCGGCAGAGAAUUUGGAGGUUGUUGAUGGGAUUCAUGAUCUUGUUAGGAAUGAGAGGGGGACUCAGACUGAAAGCUCUAUAGGAUCUACGUGCGAUCACUUUUCAAACCCGUCUGUGUCAGAGAGUGAGAUGGAGCCGUGUUAUUACAAGGAUAUGCAAGAAUGGCACCCGGCCCUUGCAGUGAGAAUGUCGAACAUUCUUGUGCAAUCUAUGAAUUGA
This is a messenger RNA of Aspergillus chevalieri, 666 nucleotides long. RefSeq names its product ankyrin repeat domain-containing protein. The transcript has 2 exons. The coding region runs from base 1 to 666 and encodes 221 amino acids. Gene Ontology annotation, molecular function: protein binding. NCBI's taxonomy places the organism in Eukaryota, Fungi, Ascomycota, Eurotiomycetes, Eurotiales, Aspergillaceae. The record is from RefSeq and is a predicted model, not a curated record.